AUGCCCGGAAUCCCCGCAGUACUACAGCGAUGUCGCACGUUCAUGUUUGAUUGCGAUGGUACAUUCGGACACUUCACUCAGCUUUCUUGUUAGGAACAUUGUGGAGUCAGACUGGUCUGACGCCGGGGGCAACUGACUUCAUUAUGUAUGUGAAAAAGUCUGGCAGGCGUUGCCUCUUACUUACAAACAACAGCACCAAAUCCAACGAACAAUAUUAUGAAAAGUGUCGUAAACUUGGACUGCCAGUUGACAGAGUAAUACAUUUUAAAUUUCAUGGCAGUCUGAUAUUGUGUGUGUUGCCCAAGUUGCAGCUCAUUCCCUUUCAAAAGCAGGCAUACAAGGUCCCAUGUAUGUAAUCGGUGAAGAAGGACUUUCCCUUGAAUUAUCUAAGGAGGGGAUUUCCUGCCUAGGCAUUGGCGUAAGUGCUUUUUUUCCUAAUGAUAUUUUCCAGAAAGAGACAAUGGACCCCAGCACUUUUGACCCUUCUGAAUUGAGCCCCCAAGUAGACGCAUGUCUAUUACCUUCACUUGCGUAGAUCCAAAACGUUUUAGUUGGAUAUGAUUCCCAAUUCAAUUAUGUUAAGUGCAUGAAGGCCGCCACCCUUAUUGGAAGGGGGUGCAAGUUUUACGCAACCAAUGAAGAUUCUCAGCUUCCAGCUCCCGAUCGUAUAUGCCCCGGUAUGUUAUGCCAUCUUUUAACUGUAAAAUCUGAACAGUUUGGGUUAAUCAUUACGCUAGUGGGUUAGGAGGAGAGUGAGCUUCUGCACUGAAUUAGCAAGUCAACAACAUUGAGAUGUUUCGUUAUGAAAUCCCUAUAGACGCAAACUUGUGACCAUAUUCCGUGUAUUCAGUUAUGGGUACGUAUUGAUGGCCGUGGAGCAUAUUGUCUUGCUUAAUGAUCAUCAGUCUUGAUAUUCCUGAAAAAUAUAAGCCAUACUUAGGAGGUUCGCGGUCAUUAGAUUGCUCUGAAUACACGUUUCUUUCUAAGUGAGCUAUGAUCCACUUAGAUUACACUUUCCCAGUCUGUCAUCUAGCUCUCCGCAAGCAACUUAUGAUCCCAUGUAUGGAAAUUAAUGGACCCGGAAAUAUGAAAUAGGUCCGUUUCUCGCCCCAACUGGAGAUUUCGCCGUUAAUAUUAUUUUGAUGAUUGUUUUCCUUAGACUGAUACUCUUACAUCCACGGUGUCAGCAAUAUUAUGGUUGUAAUUCCUAUUUGGAAUGCAAGCAUGCCUGUCAGUCCAGGGCCCGUAAUUUGUUGGGACCUCAAGAGCAGCGGUCGAGGAAGCAGAGAAAUGAACGGAAAUCAGCAAACUGCAGCACUGUAAGCAGUAAAUGCAUUAACAGAACAGUAGUAACCAGACCGCAGGCCGUACUUGGCAGUGUUAUAGGUGGGUACGACAGCUUCAAUCUAUCCCAACGCAAUUCUAAUUUUGUUCAACCAUAAUUAUGGCAUAAACAAGGCCUUUCGAAGUUAGCAAUUAUAAUGUUUUUGUAGGCAUGUAAAUUCCUAAAACGGAGAAUUUUAGUGUACUCCAAAUUUAAAGGUUUUCUCUGUCAACCUUCUAUGGAAACCAUUUAUCUUACUCUUGUUAACGUCUCUUCAAAGCUUAAGGACGAGUUCCGGGAUAGAAGUCGCAAAAGCAAAGCUAUGAUAAAUGAAAAAUCGUGAAAUAUUUUUGCUCCUAGGUGCUGGCUCCGUUGUGGCAGCUGUUCGUGUUGCUUCUGGCAAAGACCCGAUCGUUUUUGGGAAGCCUCACAAGGCGAUGUUUGACUACCUUGUGGAGACUGUAGGCAUAUCCUCCGCAGACGCUGCCAUGGUUGGAGACCGGUACGCAUUAAACUUUUUUUCCUCCUGCAGUUAACGCUGAAAAAUUUCAAGCACGAUAAUACGUUGAAAAUUUACGGAUUCAGAUUACAGAAUGUUAACGUAGCGCAAAAUUGCAACAGCCUGAAGGCAAAUAAAUCAUACACUCUCAAUGAUAAACGCAGAUGCACUUACCUAGAGUUAACUUUAUUUCUACUGGUUUCGUUUAUUCCAUAUUUAAAUGAACAGAUAGUUUAGGUCUUUUUCUCAUACGCCAGCUGAAGAAGUCCUCCUCAACACAUCUGCCAUCUGUUGAUCUGCCCGUUCUGUUCCGGGAUUAAAGAAAAUAAGUAAUUUGUUUCGCUAGAGUUCGAAGUGUUCGCUGGUUUUGCGUUGCUGCAGCUGCAAGGAAAGCUUUUCACAAAUUAGUUAACUGGACUUGGUCCAGUGAUGCGACAUCAAAUACCAAAGAUCCGACGAUGAGCUAAACUGAAUACAUGGAAACUAAACUGAGCUCCUCAUCUAGUUUCUCAACUGUAAACACUCCUGUUAUCUGGUUACGAGGUUGAUAAAUGUGAAAAACCAUCUCUAUUUAGUUCAUACACUGUGGUUUGCCAAAUUUCACUCCGCACUUGAUAGUGGAAAGCUAAUGCGGUUUUUGGACCAAAAACUCUUUUUGUUACGUAAUUGCAUAACAGAGUUUUAAGAAGCAUGUUUCAGGAGUCCAGGAAACACGAUAGUUCGACCAGUGUCAUUGAUGAAGUCUACCGCAGAGCUGACGACACGAUAGAAACUUACACGUGGACUGACAGGGGACUUGCACAGCGCCCAUCCCACGCUCAUCUGCCAAAUUUCAACGACGGGAUAAUACCAAGAAACCUGGAGAUGUGCAUGGACAUUUUGGCUGAAGAAUAAAACUUACGUCUACUUGGUAGACAGACAGUUUAGCUUUUACAGUCACACACAUACACCAGACGUAAGCAUCUUGGGGCUCACACUGGUGAGGUUUUAUAACUGCCACAUUUAGGAAGGAGGGCGCUGUAAUCUGGUCCUGUGUCCGGAAGAAUGCCGAGUUAGCCCGUUGGUUCACAAACUUCUGCUGCCGCGGGUUUAAUGGCGUGACACCAGGGCCAACCUCACAUUCUCACCCUCCUUUCACCACUUACCAGGGGCAUCACAAAAUCAGGCCAGCCGCAUAUAGGGUUAAGCACAGUGGUUGGGGAGGGGGGGCACAAGGCGUCCGUCUAAUGCAAUCAACAGAUACGUCUGGUCUUCGUUCAGGCCAAACGCGACGGCACAGCCUGUUUUUGCGAUCUAGCAUGAAGUUACCCGACUCGAUGUCAAACCCUGAGCACUGCCAAAUCUUACCUUACGUAGCUUCUCUGGAUCCAAUUCUGUGUUUGGGGUGAUAAUAUUGAACACAUCCCUUGUUUUCCAACUAAAACUUCCGAGAACAUCACAUGUAUAACGCGUUUUCGCCGACCAAGCCUUCGGUAUGCUUAAUUCCAUGCCGUAUUCGUCUCUGGCCUACUUACAAAGGUCCUGGGGUCAUUCCCUCCCCUGAGCCUCGGACGUUGGCUUCCGUGCCCUCGCCGCCUGUUCCAUUACCCAAGGAGCAACUCACUCCUGUCCUGAAACCAAUAUUGUACGGACAUGCAGGAGAGUGCUGUUUAGACCUGAAAAAAGUAUACGAUAUUCCUAUUCACUCACUCAGUGUUUCAUUUCCUAACCGUACGGCAGACUCGACACGGACAUCCUCUUUGCGAACAAAUUCGGUCUGCUCUCCAUCUGCGUGCUGACUGGAGCAACGACCGAAGAAGGACUGUCUGAAGCCCGCCGUGAUCGAGAUAACGAAAGCCUCUUGCCGGACCUUGUCUACCCUACGCUAGUGGAUCUUUGCACACAACUUAUGAAUAUGGACAAAAACCCCUUCUAG
Molecule: messenger RNA, 3738 nt
Organism: Spirometra erinaceieuropaei
Lineage: Eukaryota; Metazoa; Platyhelminthes; Cestoda; Diphyllobothriidea; Diphyllobothriidae
Source: the annotation of a GenBank genome assembly